AUGUCAAGCCAAGCUACGGACAUCAACUCCGAAUUUAGCCUUUUAGGCCUCCAUACGAUAUUGUUGGGGACUUUUGGAGUUGGUCUUUUGGGAUUUGCUUCUCUCGUUGCGACAAUUGUCUAUAACGUGUUCCUUCAUCCAUUACGAAAAUACCCUGGCCCAAAGCUAUGGGCAGCCACACGUAUCCCGUAUACUCGCAGUUACCUUUCUGGACAAGUUCAUCGCGACAUCCUAAAACUCCAUCAGGAAUAUGGACCCAUCGUUCGUGUUGCCCCUAACGAACUUGCAUACAACCACCCCGAUGCCUGGAAAGACUUGCACGGCCAUCUGAAGAAUGGAACAGGAGACCAUGGCAGAGAUCCGGUUUUCACUAAAGACAGCAGGCAGAGCAUCAUUGGCGGCAAUCGGGAGGACCACUCGCGAUUCCGACGAGCUCUUUCUCACGGAUUUUCAGCUCAGUCCAUGUUCGAACAAGAAUCGAUAAUCAAGAAGUACGUCGACCUGUUGUUUGAAAGGCUCCGCGAAAAGUCCUCCAAAGACUCUCAACCCGUGAACAUGGUUGCAUGGUACAACUGGACGACGUUUGACAUUAUUGGGGAUCUGGCAUUUGGCGAGUCUUUCGGUUGCUUAGACAACAGUGCUUAUCAUCCUUGGGUCAAGAUUCUGUUCGACGGUAUCAAAGAGGGCACCUUUAAGUCCAACAUCCGACGAUACCCCAUCGUCGAGAAACUUUUGAUGAAAUUUGUCCCGGCCGAGUUGAAGAACAAACGGGAUCAACAUGUUCAGCUCACGCGAGAGAAGGUGGCCAAGCGAGUUUCCAUGCAGACUGAACGUUCUGACUUCAUGGACUCAAUGACAAAGAAAAAAGGACCUCAGGAACUCAACUUUGAAGAAUUGCGUGCCAACUCUUCAACACUCAUUGUGGCCGGAUCGGAGACAACCGCAACGGCUCUUUCAGCCAUCACCUACUACCUUACGACGCACACUAGAGCUAUGACGAAACUCAACGAAGAGGUUCGCUCAGCAUUUUCUACCGAGGCUGAUAUCGACAUGGUCAGUGUGCAGAAGCUUCAGUACAUGCAAGCAGUUGUCAAUGAGGGGCUUCGCAUGUAUCCUCCAGUCCCGACGGGUAUCAUGCGUCGAGUAUCCGAAGGCGAAGGCUUGUUCUUAGGCCAAUACGUACCUAAAGGCACACUUGUUCAAGUUUGGCAUUGGCCUGUAUUCCACAAUCCCGAACACUUUACCCUGCCUGAUUCUUUCAUUCCUGAGCGUUGGCUUGACAACAGUCGCUUCACCAGUGAUAAGAAAGAAGCUUUUCAGCCAUUCUCAGUUGGUCCUAGGAACUGCAUCGGAAGAAACUUGGCGUACGCCGAAAUGCGGUUGAUCUUAGCAAGAAUGAUAUGGAAUUUCGACAUGAAAUUGUCUGAGGAGAGCAGAGGCUGGGAUGAAAAGAGCCAAGUAUAUCUCCUCUGGGACAAAGGUCCCUUGAAUAUCUAUCUUACACCCAGAACACUGGUUCGACGUUGA
This is a messenger RNA of Colletotrichum truncatum, 1527 nucleotides long. Its product is annotated as trichothecene c-15 hydroxylase. Lineage: Eukaryota; Fungi; Ascomycota; Sordariomycetes; Glomerellales; Glomerellaceae. The record is from RefSeq and is a predicted model, not a curated record. Gene Ontology annotation, molecular function: oxidoreductase activity, acting on paired donors, with incorporation or reduction of molecular oxygen; monooxygenase activity; heme binding.